Molecule: messenger RNA, 2745 nt
Organism: Limanda limanda (common dab)
Lineage: Eukaryota; Metazoa; Chordata; Actinopteri; Pleuronectiformes; Pleuronectidae
Gene: degs1
Product: delta(4)-desaturase, sphingolipid 1
Exons: 3
Coding region: 165-1136 (323 amino acids)
Biological process (GO): ceramide biosynthetic process
Cellular component (GO): membrane
Molecular function (GO): sphingolipid delta-4 desaturase activity
Source: RefSeq, a predicted model, not a curated record
CUGCACCCCGUGUGCUGAGCUCCCUGAUGUCUGGGCAGGUCUACAAGUCUGGGCCCGGUCUCAUCUGAAGAGGGAGGAGGCGGAGAUCAUACUCACACUGUGAUUAUCUAAAGCCAUCUUGUGAUCCUUACAUACUUGUGUCUGUGUACUUUCAAACAGUAAAAAUGGGCAACUGGGUCGCCCGUGAGGACUACGAAUGGGUUUAUACGGACCAGCCCCAUGCCGACAGGAGAAAAGCGAUCCUGGCUAAAUACCCUGAAAUCAAGUCGUUGAUGGGUCCUGACCCGAGGUUGAAAUGGAUUGUGUGCAUGAUGGUGGUGAUACAGUUUUUAGCUUUCUACCUGGUCAAAGACUUGGACUGGAAAUGGGUUUUGUUUUGGACCUAUGCCUUUGGCAGCUGUAUCAAUCAUUCAAUGACCCUUGCUAUUCAUGAGAUCUCCCACAACGCGGCCUUUGGAAACAACAAGGCCAUGUGGAAUCGAUACUUUGCCAUGUUUGCCAACCUGCCAAUCGGCCUUCCCUACUCUGCCUCCUUCAAACGCUAUCAUCUGGACCAUCAUCGCUAUCUUGGUGGAGACGGUGUAGAUGUCGACAUCCCUACUGAGUUUGAAGGCUGGUUCUUCUGCACACGCUUCCGCAAGUUCAUCUGGAUUAUUCUGCAGCCACUUUUCUAUGCCGUCCGGCCCCUCUGCAUCAACCCCAAACCCAUCACUCAGCUGGAGGUGACCAACCUGGCAAUCCAGCUCACCUUUAACAUCCUGCUCUACUGGGUGUGGGGGGCCAAGCCUGUGGUCUACAUGCUGGCUGGUUCCUUGCUGGGGAUGGGCAUGCACCCCAUCUCUGGUCACUUCAUUGCUGAGCACUACAUGUUCCUCAAGGGCCAUGAGACCUACUCCUACUAUGGCUCCCUCAACCUGCUAACCUUCAAUGUGGGCUACCACAAUGAGCACCAUGACUUUCCCAGCAUCCCAGGACGCAGGCUGCCUAUGGUGAAGAAAAUAGCAGCUGAGUAUUAUGAUGAGCUGCCUCAGUACACGUCAUGGAUGAAGGUCCUGUACGACUUCAUCAUGGACGACGCACUGAGCCCGUACUCUCGAGUCAAGAGGAAGCUGAAGGGUGACGUCAAACAGGAGUAACAUCACUGAAAGCAGCGGUUUCCACCACGACAGCAGCCCCGCUCACCGUCCUAUUAACCUAACAGCUUCUGCGGAUUAAUACAUUCAACAUGUGAAAUCAUGGUGGAGAUUGUAUACAUUAGUCUUGGUUUUUGCUUUUGCUCCAGAGGAAUAGGAAAUGGUUUCAGGUAUUUGUUAUAUCCAGGUAAGAAAAACCAAAAGAAGUGAUGUGAGAUUAAACAUGUAAAAAGGGACUUGCUGCACAAAGACUUCACCUUAAAAUACUUUCUUAAUCUUAAUUACUUCCCAGCUGACCUGCGCUCACACCUAUAGCUCACACAUACAGUACUGGAAGUGUAUUUUGUGUUUGUUUGAUUCGCACUAGAGUUAAUGAGACCUGUAUUUAAACAGAAAAAGUCAAACAUUUUGUGCGCACACAGUUCACACACAACACAAGACCUAAUGUGAAGCGCACAGCCAUGUCAUCAUGGUUACAAUGACCAUAUCACAAUUGAUUAAUUAUCAAUCAAUCCAAUUUUAUUUGUAUAGACCCUAUUGACAAAUCACAAUUUGUCUUAUAGGGCUUUAAAAAAGUGUGACCUCCUCUGCCCUUAACCCUCAACAAGAGUAAGGAAAAACUUCAGAAACACCUUUUUAAAAGGGUAAAAAUACCAUAGAAACGUCAGCCAGAGCCACAUGUGAGGGAUCCUGGGAGAGUCCCGGGACGGACAGAAGUGCAAUAGAUGCCACGUGUAAUGGAGAACAUCAGGAAGAAAUUACUAAAUAAAUGAGUGAAGAGCGACGGAGACGAGCAUGCACGCAGACAGGAGACCAGUUCCUUAGAUUAUGAUUCAAAUAGAUAUGACACUGCGUCUGACACACACCUUUGAACCACACUGGAAGCUCAGAGACUUUGAUGUACCAGAAGGGUGCGCAGCCUCAACUGUGCAGUUGUUUCACAUCCGACGUCAAAAAAGUUUGUCCAAGCUGUAACUGGAUCCUCAAACCUCAUUUCUCAUGGCAUACCAGUGAGAAACCACUAGUCAGCAGUGUCAGUGGAUGUAGGCUGGCCUAAAUAAAAGUCUUUGUGCACCCAGCCCCUGAUGUUUAAGAAAGACACACAGACAACUAACAAUAAACUCCCAAUAUAGUACCAUUUACUUAGGUGACAAACCACAUCCAAGGCUUUCUACGUUCAAGUGUGUGUUGUGCCACAUACAUGAAUUGUAUAAAAGUGAAUGACCCAGUAUACCUUCCUCCUAUUUUGGAGCAAAGUCAAACUACCCCCCCUAUGAACUGAUCUGUCACAACAUUCUGCUGUUUUAUCUCUUGAUUAUGUUUUGAGUCCACCCACCCCCCCCCCCACCACCACCACUUCCCCUUCUUUUUAACCUGCAACAUUUUAAUGCAGCACAACAUUAUAUAAUCUAUUGUCAUUCGUCCAUGCAACCUGUGAAUGUAACAGUCAGGAGAAGAGUCCGUUUGAGGUUGUAUUGCAUACUAGAUGACAGUGUGUUAUCAUUAGGGCCUUAGAGCUUUGUUUUCAAUUUUGCCAUUGUCUUAAUUUCAUUUUUAUGAAUUAAUUCAUGUUGAUGAGAAUUUGUUUGCCAAGAAGUAUUUAAUGUUAAAA